This is a messenger RNA of Protopolystoma xenopodis, 858 nucleotides long. The record is from the annotation of a GenBank genome assembly. Lineage: Eukaryota; Metazoa; Platyhelminthes; Monogenea; Polystomatidea; Polystomatidae.
AUGUGGAAAUUGUUGGCCUGGCCCGAACCUCUGGCCGUCUUCAAGGCACCUCUCAUGGACCUUUUCGCAAUCAAUUCAACCACACUCGAAGCACUGACAAAAAGGAUUCUUUGUCUUACAAAAGACAAAAUUCACAUCUGUCGACUACCCGAAAAUGAGGGCUCAUCUCCACUUGGUGAGGAUGAGACUGACGAUCAAGAGACGACGCCCUGCCGGCCCGACGCCGUAAAGACGGGACAUGUCAGCUCCGAUGAGCGGCCAAAACCGUCCAGGAACCACGUGACCGCCAGCAUCCUUCUUUGCGAUAGCAAAUUGUCCUCUUUGCCCGUUCCACAAUUGGACCGCUCCAACAGCUGUCCCACAACGUUGAAUUCGAAGCGGGCCAAAGAUACCUGGUCCUUCGCCAAGGCCGUCUGCCCGGAACUGAGGAUGCUGAGGUCUGGAAGACUGAGUUUGGAAACGCCCGAAGGCCCUCAUAAUCGAAAAAGGUGCACGAUCAAAAGUUUAGAUUCGCAUUCGCGAGAGGUCAAGACUGAGGACCUAAUUGCACCCUUUGGACUUCAGUGCCUUUCCGUUUUGCCGUCCCCAGUCGUGGACAAAGAGGCGCCGGGGGAGGAAACAACCGUACAAUUUGCGGUUGGUAGCUCCUGGACUAACCACAUCCUUGUGUGCACUGCUCGUCUGCAGGAGUCGAAGUGUACAGGAGAAGACUUAGUUACAGCGUAUAGAUGGGUGGCGAUCAAAGAGGCACCAGCCACUGGCGAUAAAACAUACAAAGUGAAAGGUAAUCAUAUUUGCUCUUUAAAAGGAUCCUGCCUAAACCACACUGGUGGCAAAUUUAGCUUUUUUUUCCACUAA